AUGUGCGGCAUCCACGCGACUAUCGCGCCGACGCCAUCCCUCUGCGACCUCGGCCUCCCCCCAGAACUGAAGCGCUGUCUCGUUGCGCGGGGACCAGAUCAUUUCGGCCAGGUCGACCGCCAACAACACAUCCCCAUCGAUGGUAGCCACGAUGGUCCCACCGAGACGGAAUGGUCGCUGCGCUUCACGUCCACCGUCCUGGCGCUGCGAGGCGACCACGUCGCGCGCCAGCCGCUGACUGACCCGCGCACGGGGUCGGUGCUGUGCUGGAACGGCGAGGCCUGGCGGGUGGAUGGGCGGCCGGUUGAGGCGGGGGAGAAUGACGGGGAGGUGGUCUUUGCCCGGCUGGUUACGGCGUCUUCGGGCGGCGCUGCCGGGGUUGAUGCCGUGCUGGAGGUUCUGCGCGGCAUUGAAGGGCCGUUCGCGUUUGUGUAUUAUGAUGCGUCGGCUGGGAGGGUGUUCUUUGGGCGCGAUCGGUUAGGGAGGCGGUCGCUUUUGACGGCGUCAAUGGGAGGAGGGCUAGCGCUGUGCAGUGUUGCGGCGCCGGGUGAAGAUGGGUGGAGAGAGGUUGAGGCGGAUGGGGUCUAUGUGGUGACAGUGGGCGAGGUUGUCCCGGAACGGCAUGAUUGGGCUGUUGGGGAUGGUGCCGUUGACUUCGUCUCCGGCAUUGGCAGGUUCAAUCGUGCCCUGCCGUCUGGCAGCCAUCCUCUGACAAAGGAGUCGUCUUCGGUCGCCAGACUCAAAGAACAGCUGCUCGAGUCCCUGAGGCUGAGGGUUCUCAAUGUCCCGAUGCCCUCGGCUGCAAACGUCAACAGCCAAACACGCGUCGCUGUCCUGUUCUCGGGGGGACUAGACUGCAGCGUGUUGGCCAGGCUAUGCCACGAACUUCUCGCUUUAGACCAGGGAAUUGACCUGCUCAAUGUCGCUUUCGAGAAUCCCAGGGUGGUCGCACAACUCCAGAAGGAGAACAGCGACCUACCGGACUUCUAUGAGGCUUGCCCAGACAGAAUCACCGGAAGGAGAUCAUUUGCAGAGUUGCAACGAGUUUGUCCUGGGCGAGCCUUUAGGUUUGUGGCUGCACACCGCCAGCAGGUGAUCUCUCUGAUUCAUCCGCACAAUACCGAGAUGGACCUCUCUAUCGCAUAUGCGCUCUACUUCGCCGCCCGCGGCCAAGGAUCCUGUACCAAGAGCCCGGAGUCACUGUACACAUCCCCGGCUCGUGUCCUUCUGUCUGGCCUAGGAGCCGACGAGCUCUUCGGGGGCUAUUCUCGACACCCCUCUGCAUUUCAACACCGGGGCUCUGCCGGACUGAUGGAUGAGCUUCUACUCGACGUUGGCCGCCUGGGCAAGCGCAACCUUGGCCGGGACGACCGAGUUAUGGCUCACUGGGGCAAGGAGGUGAGGUUCCCCUUCCUUGACGAGCGCCUGCUAGGUUGGGCCAUCGGCACGCCGGCCUGGGAGAAGUGCGAUUUUGAGAACGGCGAAGAGAUCAGCGGCGUCGAAGCCGGCAAGAGGGUACUCCGCCUGCUUGCACUGGAGCUGGGCAUGGAGAAUGUAGCAAAGGAGAAGAAGCGCGCUAUUCAGUUUGGCUCCAGGACGGCCAAGAUGGAGAGCGGGCGGGUCAAAGGGACCACGCUGAUAUCAUAA
This is a messenger RNA of Parathielavia appendiculata, 1647 nucleotides long. RefSeq lists its product as uncharacterized. Bases 1 to 1647 code for a protein of 548 amino acids. The record is from RefSeq and is a predicted model, not a curated record. Gene Ontology annotation, molecular function: asparagine synthase (glutamine-hydrolyzing) activity. Lineage: Eukaryota; Fungi; Ascomycota; Sordariomycetes; Sordariales; Chaetomiaceae. The transcript is spliced from 4 exons.